Messenger RNA from Microthlaspi erraticum, 1608 nucleotides. The record is from the annotation of a GenBank genome assembly. NCBI's taxonomy places the organism in Eukaryota, Viridiplantae, Streptophyta, Magnoliopsida, Brassicales, Brassicaceae.
AUGGUGUCUGCGCCAAUAGUACAAGCUCCGAACUGGGAUCACCCAUUUGAGAUUAUGUGUGAUGCAUCUGACUAUGCAGUAGGAGCAGUGCUUGGCCAAAAGAUAGACAAGAAACUCAAUGUCAUCUACUAUGCAAGAAAGACUAUGGAUGAUGCUCAGUGCAAGUAUGCAACCACAGAGAAGGAACUCCUUGCCAUAGUCUUUGCCUUUGAGAAGUUUCGAAGCUAUAUAGUUGGAUCCAAGGUGAUUGUGCACACUGACCAUGCUGCCCUUAGACACAUCUUCGCUAAGAAAGAUACAAAGCCAAGACUUCUCAGAUGGAUCCUUUUGCUUCAAGAGUUUGAUAUAGAAGUUGUGGACAAAAAGGGAGUAGAAAAUGGAGUUGCUGAUCAUCUCUCUAGGAUGCGAGUUGAAGACAUGAUCCCCAUCAAUGAUUCUAUGCCUGAAGAACAGCUUAUGGCAAUCAUGAUCUUAAAGGAGAGUUUUGAUGAGAAAGCCAGGCUGGAAGAAGUUAAGGCUCUGCGUGAUGAGAAUUUGCCAUGGUAUGCUGAUAUAGUGAACUUCAUGGUGUCCGGAGAAGUCCCUAGUAGCUUUGAUGCUUACAAGAGGAAGAAAUUCUUCAAGGAUGCUAGGCAUUACUAUUGGGAUGAGCCCUACCUGUACAAGAGAGGACCAGACAGCAUUUACAGGAGAUGCAUUGCUGAAGAGGAUGUGCAAGGAGUUCUAGAGUAUUGUCAUGGGUCAGCUUAUGGAAGUCAUUUUGCUACAUUCAAAACAGCAACAAAGGUUCUGCAAUCUGGAUUGUGGUGGCCUACCUUGUUUAAAGAUGCAGCAAGCUUCAUCGCAAAAUGCGACCCAUGCGAAAGGAAAGGAAGUAUCACUAAGAGAGAUGAAAUGCCACUGAACCCAAUUCUGGAAGUUGAGAUCUUUGAUGUGUGGGGAAUAGACUUCAUGGGACCUUUCAAGCCUUCCUCAAACGGACACAACUACAUUCUGGUCGCCGUGGACUAUGUGUCCAAAUGGAUCGAAGCAAUCCCCUGCCCAACUUGUGAUGCUAAAGUUGUUAUCAAACUGUUCAGAACAAGGCUGGACGAAGCUCUUUGGGCCUAUAGAACAGCUUACAAAACCCCCAUUGGAAGGUCCCCUUUCAACUUACUGUAUGGAAAGGAUUGUCACUUACCUGUAGAGGUAAAGUACAAGGCACUAUGGGCAGUGAAGAUGCUGAACUUUGAUAUAAAGGCUGCACAAGAGAGAAGACUAAUGAAUUUGUUUGAGUUGGAGGAAAUCAGAAUGAAUGCCUAUGAGAACUCCAUGAUCUAUAAGUUGAGAACAAAGGCAGCCCAUGACAAACUGAUUCGCCUUAAAGACUUCAAGGCUGGGGACAGUGUGCUCUCGUAUAACUCCAAGCUAAGGUUGUUUCCCGGGAAGCUGAGGUCAAAGUGGGCGGGACCAUUCAAGAUUCACGAAGUUUUACCCUAUGGGUCCCUCACUUUACUCAAUCAAGAGGGGAAGGAAUUCACAGUGAAUGGACAUAGAUGCAAGCCAUAUCUAGGAAUGACCCCCACAGAGGAGAUCAUCACUCCUCUAGAAGAUCCAACCCCGGCCUAA